Messenger RNA from Eptesicus fuscus (big brown bat), 1864 nucleotides. RefSeq names its product GABA type A receptor associated protein like 1 (gene GABARAPL1). Gene Ontology annotation, cellular component: autophagosome; autophagosome membrane; cytosol. Gene Ontology annotation, biological process: autophagosome assembly; macroautophagy; cellular response to nitrogen starvation. The coding region runs from base 256 to 609 and encodes 117 amino acids. The record is from RefSeq and is a predicted model, not a curated record. NCBI's taxonomy places the organism in Eukaryota, Metazoa, Chordata, Mammalia, Chiroptera, Vespertilionidae. The transcript is spliced from 4 exons. Gene Ontology annotation, molecular function: ubiquitin protein ligase binding; GABA receptor binding.
UUUGUGUUCCCAGCUUUCGGGGAAAGCCAGCGCCGGUUCUUUUCACCUGGCCUUCCUCCACCUGCGGACCAGAGGAGCCGAGAUCCCUCCCGAAAGCCCGGCCUUCGCUGCGUGGCGACCCGGAGCUGCCUUUUUUCCGAAGCGGAUUCCGCUGCGUCUUGAGAUUUGGCCGAAGGAAGCCAGACGAGGGCCACGCAGUCACCAGCCCUGGAGGCAGGCCCCCGUCCGGGGAUCUUAGAAACCCUGCGGUUCAUCAUGAAGUUCCAGUAUAAGGAGGACCAUCCCUUUGAGUAUCGGAAAAAGGAAGGAGAAAAGAUCCGGAAGAAAUACCCGGACAGGGUCCCCGUGAUCGUGGAGAAGGCUCCUAAGGCCAGGGUGCCUGAUCUGGACAAGAGGAAGUACCUUGUGCCCUCUGACCUCACUGUUGGCCAGUUCUACUUCUUAAUCCGGAAGAGGAUCCACCUGAGACCUGAGGACGCCUUAUUCUUCUUUGUCAACAACACUAUCCCUCCCACUAGCGCUACCAUGGGCCAGCUGUAUGAGGACAACCAUGAGGAAGACUACUUUCUGUAUGUGGCCUACAGUGAUGAGAGUGUGUAUGGGAAGUGAGUGGUGGCAGCCCAGCAGAUGGGAGCACCUGGACUCGGGGGUAGGGGGAGGGAUAUGUGUGGGAUGUGGGGAAGAGAUCGUUAGCUCCCACCAUGGAGGAGACAGAAGGUGAAGACAUCUGGAAACACUACACCGUACACACCGUCGUCAUAUUUUCACCUGCUCAGUUGAUAUUUUUUUGCUGCUUCCUCGGCCCAGAGAGAAAGCAUGUCAGGACAGAGCUGUUGGAUUAGCCUUGCUCGAGGAAUGGAGAGGAUAUAAUUUCAUAGCAUUACUGCGAAUUAAUUUUUGUGUGAUUUCUUUUCUUUUCUUUUUUUUUUUUUUUAGAAGAGUCAGGAGGUGGGCAAGUUGGGGCCAGAGUUGAUUGUGGACCAGCAUCACCUUUCAGCUCUCCCUUCUCUUGGGGCAGAGAUUCUCUUUGACAUUUGCACAAGACAGCUGGGGAGGGGAGAGGGGAGGGGAUGGGAAUGUUUUAGGACUACUGGUAGUGGACCAUUCCUGGGGACCAAGAGAGACACAUUGUAAUUCAAACAUUGUACCCCAUCUCUCCUAUCUCCCCUCCUCCUCCUCCUCCUCCUCCUCCUCCUCCUCCUCCUGCUGCUCCCCCUCCUCUUCCUCCUCCUCCUCACCACAUCUCCCCCAUCCCAGUCAUAAUCUCACAGACAUCAAGCACCACCCCAGUGAUGGGGAUAGAUGUCAAGACAGAAAUUUAGAUGGAGCUCACUUUAGGAAAAUAAGAGCCAGGCGUGAAGGACGUGACAAUGAAGGUAGUUUUGAUAGCAUUAACUGGAAUUGAUGAAGUAUUGAACAUCUCUGCCUAACCUGCUCUCUCUCUGGUGCCCCUCAUCCCACCCCUACCUUGGACUUUAAUGAGCCUCAGCCAUUUCCAAUGACAGACUCAGCGGAUGUCCUCCCCUCCCUGCUGUCCCUUCUGUCUCACAGGCACAGAAAUGCUAAGUGAUGGCCAGCUGCUUCCCUCCCGGGGUUUUCAUUUACUGCAGCUGCUAGUUAGGAAAGUUGGAGAGGAUGACUUUUAGUAAUUCGUGGGGCUUCUGUUGAUUCUGAUUAUUUUCACUUUAGGGGUUCUUCUGGGUGGGGGUGGGGAGCACUCAGACAUGACAUUUCAGCUCAUCUCUGCUCAUGAAAAGGGUUCUUCCUGUGUGGGGGAAUCUGGGUGUUGAUUCUGUCAGCUGCAGGUUCUUGUGUAAUGUUUAUGCUGUCAGGCCAAGGAAAUAAAGUCGUUGUAUACCUUCAA